GUUACUAUCCCGAACGGUUCGUUUAGCUCGGUGAAGUGCUGCAGUCAGCAAAAAGAAAAUAAAAACAUCAAGCCAGAAAAGCGCUGGACCAACGGCAUUUUUUGCAAGUGGAAAGGGAAAAUAAAAAUUAAAUGAAUAAAUAUCAGUGUAUGUGCAUACACAUAUAUACCAUAAUUUGCAGUGACGACACUUGCCACACCACUUGAACGCCAAAUGUACGCGCUGUUGUUGUUGCUGCACAAGUAAAAAUAAUAAAAUAACAUUUUAGUUGCAAAAACAAAAAAAAACACAUAUAAGUGUAAAAAUAUAUAUAAAAGUGUUACGUUCAUGUGGAGCAAGCGAACCCCAUUACCGUGUUUGUUGCUAGACGCGUCAAGAAUCUGCGACGACGCGCACCUCUUUUGCCGCGGAGUUUACUUAAAAAAUACAAAAAAGUGAAAUUAAGUAAAUAUUUGUUGAGCAAACAAAGAAUUUGGCGAAUAAGACUUGCGACUUGCGAAAACAAAUGCGCGCGCCGAGCGAUUGAAGCCAAUUAACGGUGAAAACAAAGUGUGCUGUUAAGUUAAGUCAGAAACUUUAAGGAAUGAUUCAAAAAAAUAUUUAAUAAAAACAAUAAAAAAAAGUUAAUUUGCAAUCGAGUUGCAAGUGACACUGUGUUAAAAAGUGAAUUUUCAAAACAAAAAAAUUUUUGAGUGAAAAAUAUAAACUCUUAUCAAGCCGCUUGCAAUUUUAAACGGCAAACCUCACACUAAUCAACCACCAUGCAUACGUUAUUCACCGAUCAGAAUUCCUUCUCGCGCCAUUAUGCGCAAACCGCCGGCUAUCCCAGUGCGGCCACCGCCGGCGCUAUGACCACAGCCUCAGCUGCGGCCGCCGCACAUUACGCUUACGAUCAGUAUUCACGCUACUCUUAUCCGGCGAGCGCUUACGGUCUGGGCGCGCCACAUCAGAAUAAGGAGAUCGUUAAACCACCGUACUCGUACAUAGCGCUCAUCGCCAUGGCCAUACAGAAUUCGUCGGACAAGAAGAUCACACUUAACGGCAUUUAUCAGUACAUAAUGGAGCGAUUCCCCUAUUAUCGCGAUAACAAGCAAGGUUGGCAGAACUCGAUACGUCACAAUCUCAGCUUGAACGAGUGCUUCGUGAAGGUGGCGCGUGACGAUAAGAAGCCCGGCAAAGGUUCCUACUGGACGUUGGAUCCCGAUUCGUACAAUAUGUUCGAUAACGGUUCGUUUUUGCGUCGGCGACGUCGUUUCAAGAAGAAGGAUGUGUUGCGCGAAAAGGAGGAGGCCAUGAAGCGGCAAGCGAUGAUGAAUGAAAAGUUGGCUGAAAUUAAGCCUCUGAAAUUGAUGACUAACGGUAUUUUGGAUCACAAACAUAUGGCGGCGCAUGCACACUUCAAGAAGGAACCGAUUAUGGAACUCGGCUGUUUGGCGGGCAAAGAUAUGCACACCGGUCUGAGUACCGCUAUGCUGAACUCCUGUCACGACAGCUUGGCGCAAAUGAAUCAUCUCACCGGCACGGUGGAGCAUGCCGGCUUCACCGUCGACUCACUGAUGAAUGUCUACAAUCCACGCAUACACCACAGCGCCUAUCCGUAUCACCUGAACGAGGACAACUUAGCCGUCGCUUCGACACAAAUGCACGCCCAUCAUGCCGCCGCCGCACAUCAUGCUCAGCUGCGUCAUCAUCAUGCCGCCCACGUUUCGCAUACGCACCCGCUAACACCUGGUGGUCAUGCAGGUGUGCAGCUGGGCAGCACAACCGCUUUAACAUCUGGCGCUUCACCCACCACGAUCUCAACGCCGCAUGGACCGACACAUGGCGGCUGGUAUACACCUGAAACGCCACCAUCUGAGCCAAUCGGCAACGGCGGUGUUGGAGUAGGUGGUGGUGUCACAAACGCUGGCACACCAACCAACAAUAAUAAUAAUAACAACAAUAGCAAUAACAGUCAUAAUCAUAACGGUUCGGCAGGUGUGCAUCUCGGCAAUCAGAAUCACGCAUCUGCACUCACCGCCACCAGCAGUCCGUCGGCUGUGGUAGGCGGCGUUGUAACAGGCCACACAUCACUGGGUUUCCGCGAUAUGCUCUUCGAGCAAAAUCAACCAUGUCAAAUGGACACGGGCAGUCCAAAUGGCAGUCUACAAUCCGCCAGUCCACCGGCCAGCGCCAGCGCUGCAGCGGCCUCCGCAGCAGCCGCGGCGUCAGUGAUCAGCAGUCAUCAUCAUCACCACCAUCAUCAUCUGAGCGGGAAUCUGGGAAAUCUGAGUAAUCUGAGCAACUUAAGUCAUUACCGGUCGCAUGUGAGUCAUUACCAGGAUUACGGCAUCAAAUAUGGCGUCUAAUUCGCAGUACAGUUGAAUGCUGCUGUGUUCUGGAAAUCUAAAAUCUGUUAGUCGGAGAAUGCCGUUAUAAAGUAAUACAUUUAAGUGUCUGACUCUCUAGUUAAGCUUGAUGUGCUUGUCAAAGCUUUCUACACGCUUUCGAGUCAUCAUCUGCAAAGCAACGAAUCUUUAUUACUUUUUGUAGUCGUUCUCAAUACACCAUCUAAGGUAUACGAAUUUAUACUCUAAGUGUUAAUAAUAUUAUGCAGUAGAUUUACAUAAAUAUAUAUUUAUUUUAUUUUCUUGAUUUUGGUUGAAAACAUUAAACGCGAGCUUCAAUAUGUUAUAAGUACAUACAUAUUUCUUUUGCAUAUAAUGUAUGCAAUGCUGACUAAUGUGCGCCAAAGUGAUGUGUAA
This is a messenger RNA of Zeugodacus cucurbitae (melon fly), 2744 nucleotides long. It is a transcript of the gene croc, whose product is annotated as fork head domain-containing protein crocodile. Gene Ontology annotation, molecular function: DNA-binding transcription factor activity, RNA polymerase II-specific; RNA polymerase II cis-regulatory region sequence-specific DNA binding. NCBI's taxonomy places the organism in Eukaryota, Metazoa, Arthropoda, Insecta, Diptera, Tephritidae. Bases 762 to 2348 code for a protein of 528 amino acids. Gene Ontology annotation, biological process: cell differentiation; regulation of transcription by RNA polymerase II; anatomical structure morphogenesis. The transcript has a single exon. The record is from RefSeq and is a predicted model, not a curated record.